CGAUGCUACUUCCCCGCGAAUUGAUGCUUUAGUAUACAAUUAUUAGCAACAUACAAUAACUAUCCCAUUUCAAAUUUAAUAUAAGUACACCUUGAUGUCGGAGGGCAAAUUAGCAAAAUGAACGUAGCCCACAAGGCCAAGAAGGCGAGGAAAGUUGGUUUUCAUACUAGACCGACCACGGGGUUGCGUGGGCGUUGGGAGGAUGAUGGCAAAAAGGCGAAUAUGCAGCUUUCCACAUACAGAAAACAUGAAGAGGCUCAUAUAGACCCUAGUCAAAAGGACCAUGACGAAAGAGAGAGCGACAAACCUAGUACCCCAAGCGAUAGCGACACUAACCACGAGGAAAAUCUCAAGAAAACUUCCACGGAACAUCGAGUUCCCGACAUCGGCGAGUUCCUCUCAGAACGGAAUGUUAGCGGCGUUGUGGACCCUCGUCAUAGGAAUGAUGUUACAGUUCAUCUCAAGAUGCCCGCACACGAAGACCUUGAUGAGGUUUUCGAGGAGUUUUAUCGCCUACAAAGGUUAGGGAACUUCACCAGUGCGAAACAGUUCUUUGAAGAAAACCUAAGAGAGUACCUAACAAGGCCUUCAAUACUUAUUGGGUACGCAGAAAUGCUGCUCGAACAAGGAGAUUAUGGAGCCCUAUCGAAAAUCGAUGAUAAUAUGAUGCGCAGCGCAUGUAGCAGCCUCGUCGACAUGGGAGACAGAUUGAUGUUGACAAUUUAUUGGGACCUACUUAAGGUUCUUGUAGCUCAUUAUAAGCCCGGGGGACUUGGAGCGUUCCUGAUAAAAUCUGGCCUAGUUGAUCAAGCACUUAGCCAUCUCCGUGUCACGAUGAAUCUAGGUGGAGCGGGUGUUACUUCUACCGAGGUCAAAAUGCUUGCUCUACUCUACCACUUGGGUACGUUUGUUGACGACAGAAUUUACGAACGUCUCGAUGAACUAUUUCCCUUGGAAUACCACAGAGCAUUAUAUACCCACUUCAUUGGACAGGGUCGAAUAUGGGAUCUUCGUGACAUUUCCGUAGCUAGAACAGCUUGCGGAAUUGACGUAACCCAGGAUUGGAGCGAAGAUCUGAGCUUCCGGAAACGUACUCAAACCCUUAUAGAAAAUUGGGUUGAUGUAGACGGCGGUACGUCGACAACUCUUGCGCUUCUUGAUAUUCUCGUAUUUCUCGCCCUGCACGAGCUCAAAAACCCCGAAAGGGAUUGUAAUCGAGUCGGAUAUUUCCUAGAAAAAGCUCAGUCAUUUGCACUUUCUAUUGUUCAAACAGAUCCUGCUUGUAUGGAAAGCCGACCUUUUGCAAGAUGGAUGUUAGCGAAGGCCCAAUUCACCAAUGACAUACGCUCCCACGGUGGCCCCUCCCGUGAAAGGCCCUUUAGAUCAUCACCGGGCGUCGUAUUUACUUGGACAGAUUCUCAAUUACCCCAAUAUAUUCCCUCGAAGGGCGAGAAUCCGGGCUGGGAUCUGAAUAAUCCGAUAUCCGAGUUUGAGCGAUCCAUCAAAAUGGCACUUAAAAUUUCGAGGUCCCUGAACGACUAUCAGACCGAAGCCAUGGCUCUGCAAAAACUCAUCAUGUUAUCGGCUAACCCAAAGAAAGAAUUCGAAGAACUAUGCAAACUGCAGAAAUGGACCCAAGAGGAUACGUAUGGCUAUGCGGACACACUAAUAUCAAAGUACCUAAUAAGUGGAACGGACGAAUCGAAAAGCGCGCUGAAAUCGGAGAUCUAUGGGCUUUUCACCAUCCCAGACUUUCCUGAGUGCCUAUCCAAGUUGAAAUCUUGGAUGCUGAAUAGGUUGCAAUACUCUUUAGAAGACGAAGGGCCCGCGGCCGAACGAGCUUUACAGGAAUCUCACAAGGACUAUCAACACCUCGACCAAGUAUAUCGGCAAAUGAUUGAUGAAAAAUUAUUAGGGGCUAGACCGCUUUCCAGCCGGACCGACUAUGGCUUACGGCAUAACCAACCCAAUGUACAAGGAACACAACACAAGCCGGUUCAAAAUGAAAGAGAUAAAAUACCCGUUAUGGAGAGAAAUACCACAACCGCGAAGUCAAAUGAAAGUACAGAGCGUCCAACUCCUGAACCGCGGAAGGGCAUUAAUCGUACUAGAGCGCUCAGAAUCAAUCGUAAUGCACGCUCCGGGAAAACCCCGCCCUAUGAAGAGGAUGUUUUGACAAUGUCUGACAACUCUCAAGAUUAUGAAACCAUCACAUCUGACAGCUCGCUAGCCACGGAUGAAAGAUGGCCGGGGAAUUUGGAUCGACCCUUAGGUAAAGAAUUAAUCGCAAAGGAGCGAUAUCCCGAAAUAGCUGGCGAUAGCAUGUCAAUAAAGAAGUCUGUGGAGCAAGCGAAUAUUGCGCCCAGUAACAAAGUUGGGUAUGAUACUGAGAGUGAGAGCGAUGUUCCCCCACCUCGUGCUAUGAGCGUGGCGGCUUCUAGUACUUUGGUGCCUAGUAUUAUAAAGCCUGUGGAGGAAGAUUCUGGCGACAGCAAAAACAAGGACGAACGGAUAGCGGGCGAAGAGGAAAAUGCUAAGAAGCUCGAAAUGGAGUCGAUGACUGGGGAGGAAAAAGAAAAACCACCACAAGAUUAGAAGCACUGACCUAAGCCACUCAAGUUCUAGCACAGCCACGUUCAAGGGAAUCAAGUGGCACAGUAGAAUUUAGCUUCUUUACUGUGAUAUCCUAGCGUCUUAGCGCUAGAAUUCGCCUGCCUAAACUCUAAACUCAGCCCCAACAGGGAAGGUAUGAAGUAAUAGCCAUACUGUACUGUACUCGUCGCAUGACUUACUCGUCG
Messenger RNA from Hypoxylon trugodes, 2798 nucleotides. RefSeq lists its product as uncharacterized. Bases 118 to 2595 code for a protein of 825 amino acids. Lineage: Eukaryota; Fungi; Ascomycota; Sordariomycetes; Xylariales; Hypoxylaceae. The transcript has 2 exons. The record is from RefSeq and is a predicted model, not a curated record.